Molecule: messenger RNA, 1949 nt
Organism: Marasmius oreades (fairy-ring Marasmius)
Lineage: Eukaryota; Fungi; Basidiomycota; Agaricomycetes; Agaricales; Marasmiaceae
Exons: 10
Coding region: 66-1787 (573 amino acids)
Molecular function (GO): Hsp90 protein binding
Source: RefSeq, a predicted model, not a curated record
GACCAGGCAUAUCGGUAUAAACUGCAGAGCAAACUUUACCGCUCCUCUCUCACAUCCUCGAAACGAUGGCUGACGCCAAUGCUCUGAAAGACCAAGGAAACAAGGCUUUCGCAGCCAAAGACUGGGAUAAAGCGAUCGAUCUUUUCACCCAGGCAAUCGCGAUUGAUCCCAAAAAUCAUGUUUUGUACUCGAAUCGAAGUGCCUCUUAUGCGGGAAAGAAGGUGUGGACAUCAGCAUUAAAAGAUGCAGAGCAGUGUAUCGAGGUGAACCCGCAAUGGUCAAAAGGAUAUGCACGAAAAGGUGCCGCCCUCCAUGGCGCUCGCAAAUAUGAUGAAGCCAUCGAAGCGUACAAUGCCGGAUUGAAAAUCGAGGACAGCCCGGCGUUACGCAAAGGUUUGCAAGAAGUUAUGGACGCUCAAGCUUCUGAGGCUAGAGGGGCUGACGCCAACCCUUUCGGUAAUCUCUUCUCGGAUCCCAAUACACUCGGGAAACUCGCAUCGAAUCCUCGAACCUCAAAGUACAUGGCCGACCCCUCAUUCGUCCAAAAGAUAAGACUAGCACAGCAAAGCCCUGGUCUGACGGGCAAUUUGUUUGAGGACCCGAGAAUGAUCGAAGCGAUGGGCGUUCUAAUGGGUGUUGACCUCUCCGCUACCACUCGUCCGGAAGGUUCAGGGAACGAAUCUCCUCAACCUUCAUCCCCACCCCCUCCAGAACCCCAACCUUCCCCUUCCACAUCCAAGCCCGCGCCUCCUCCCACUGAAGAUGUUGAGAUGGAGGAGGUCGGUGGAGAUGAUGCCAAGGCGAAGAAGGAAGCAGAGGACCUGAAGAAGUCGGGAACCGAAGCUUACAAGAAAAGAGAAUUUGAUGAAGCCAUUAAUGCAUAUCAAAAGGCUUGGGACACAUGGCCGAAAGAUAUCACAUUUCUCACCAACCUUGCAGCUGCGCAUUUCGAGAAAGGUGAAUAUGAUAAAGCGAUUGAAGUAUGUCAGAAGGCCGUUGACGAAGGACGCGAGAUUCGUGCCGAUUACAAGCUCGUCGCUAAAGCGUACGGCCGUAUUGGAUCUGCUUAUCAGAAGAAGGGCGAUCUCACCAACGCUAUUAAAUCCUUCGAAAAAUCGCUGACUGAACACCGGACGCCGGAUGUACUCAACAAACUUCGUGAUGCCGAAAAGAUCAAGGUUGAAGCGGAUCGUCAAGCCUAUAUCGAUCCCGCGAAGAGUGCUGUUGCUCGUGAAGAAGGUAACGAGCAGUUCAAAGCAGGAGAUUUCGUUGCUGCAGUGAAAUCUUAUACGGAGAGUGUUAAGCGAGAUCCCGCCGAUGCUCGAGGAUACAACAACCGAGCCGCAGCUUACACGAAACUUGCCGCCCUACCAGAGGCAUUGAAAGACGUGAACAAGGCGAUCGAGGUCGAUCCGAACUUCGUCAAAGCCUAUAUCCGCAAGGUAAACAUCCUCCUUGUGAUGAAGGAGCACACGAAAGCCCUGGAAACUAUACAAGAAGCUACUGCACACGACACGGACGGUAAAAAUGCCAAAGAAAUACAGCAACUUGAAUACAAGAUCCAGAUGGAUCUAUACAAGGAGCGUGGGGAAGAAACUCAGGAACAGACGCUUGAAAGAGCAAUGAGAGAUCCCGAAGUGGCGGGAAUCAUGAGUGACCCUGUCAUGCAGCAAAUACUGCAACAGGCGCAAUCGAACCCUGCUGCAUUACAGGACCAUAUGAAGAACCCGAUAGUCAGAGGGAAAAUCCAGAAACUGAUCAAUGCUGGUAUCAUCCGUACGAGAUGAGAAGUUUGGUUGAGUGCUGCUACAUUACGUCUAUUACUCAUGUAUCUGUAGGAGAUUCGAAGAAAUUUUUGUAUAAAUAAUUCGGUCCCUGGUCAAAUGGCAUGCGCUGGAUGCGUGCCCUCUUUCCUUAAAUCGAACGAGUUGUUACAACAGUAACUACCA